Molecule: messenger RNA, 4076 nt
Organism: Stegostoma tigrinum
Lineage: Eukaryota; Metazoa; Chordata; Chondrichthyes; Orectolobiformes; Stegostomatidae
Exons: 5
Coding region: 78-1511 (477 amino acids)
Biological process (GO): cell adhesion
Molecular function (GO): carbohydrate binding
Source: RefSeq, a predicted model, not a curated record
UUUCAGAGUCAGGGUGGAAAAGUUGCCGAGGGAGAGAGACAAGGGGGGAAAAAAAAGUUUUGGCAGAAACUUUGGGAAUGAUGAGAAGUCGGAAGGGGAAAGGUGGACAUCGCGGGGAUGAAAACUCCAGCCGGUCUGAGAGUAGGAAUGUGGCGGAAUUUCCCUCGGCUCCAGCCGGCGUCUCCUUGCUGUGGAUCUUCCUUUUGCUGCUGAUAGCUUGCGGAGGCGGCGGUUUUGGCUGCUGGUAUAUCCAGCAACAGCUCCACACAAUCGCCAGCCUCGAUCAGACCAUCCAAACUCUGCAAAAGAAGCUGUCUCAGUUCGAUACGAUCCAGGUUCAAGUGAAUGAGUUGAGCCAGAAGUUGUUGACCACAGAAGAAUAUGAACAAAGGCUGUUGAAUCUUGAAGUUGCUCAGUCUGAUUCGGAACGUAAAGUGGAUAAGACAGUAGUAGCUGUGGCACAGAUUCAAGCCUCUGAUCUGGAAAGUAAGUUGGCUUUUCUUCAAACAGAAGUGAGUGAGCUCAGGAAGAAUUUGCUAACAAAAACAGAGUUGAAGCACGUGGAGGAUACAAUUGAAAUUCUCAGAGAAACUGAAUUUCCAAGGACUGAGCAGCAAAUUGCAAGUGUGAAGUCUACAAGUUCAAAAUUGGAAGAAAGUGUAAGCUCACUCUCUGCGUCAUUGUCAAGUUUAAUGGAUCGAAUUACAAGCCUAGAACUUGAGAGUCAGGACCUUCAAGCUUUUCAGCAAAGUGCUGAGGAGAUGAAUGCAGUCAAAGACUUUGUGGACCAUAAUCUUCCUUCCCUCUCCAAUGGUGUAACUGCAUUAACAAAACAGUUAAAUCAGACAACUCUGCUGACUGAUGCUAUUCAGUCACAGGUAGCACAACAUAGCAAUGAGCUACUGGGACUUAAAGAGACUGCUUCAGCCCAACAAGCAGAAUACCUCUCCAAUAAAGAAGACCUGCAAAAUAUCAGGGAACUGACCUAUCAGUUACAAAAGGAAAAGAUUUCUGUGGAAGAACUCAGAAAGGCAGUACAAAGUACUGUAGCUGACAGUCUUAGCCAGCUAAUAAACAGAAAUGAUAAAAUGGACGAAAUGAUAGCCAACCUACAAAAUCACAUCAUAGAGGUUGCAAGUAAUGGGAUAAAUCAAAGUAAACAGCUAGCAGAUGCCUUGGAUGAAAGAGUUCAUUCCGUGCAAAAGAACUUGGAGAAAAUUGAAACAGCUCUUAAGAGCACUGUUGAGCACUGUCUUUCAGGUGAAGUAAGAACUUAUUGUGAAACUGCAGACAACUGUGCUUGGCCACACAUUCGCGAAGUUAACUUCCCUCAUCGCAUAUUGAAGGAUCCUGUGGUUAUGCUGAGCUUGGCUGAAAUCAGCUCAGUUGAUUCAAUUGGAGUAACAGUAAAAGCUGUUGAUAUUACAGACUCUGGCUUUAAGAUCCAAGUUAAUAAUGUUGGUAAUUAUAAACUGUCAACUGUGAGAGUAAACUGGAUGGCAUGUGCAUAACAAAAGUUGCUCAAAAUCUGCAAACUGCCAUGAGAAUUGAAUCCAGUUGACUCACCAACUGCUCAAAGAGUACAUGGAAAGGAAGAUCUUUUGGAGACUAAUAAUCAAUAGGAAGACUGCUUUUCAAAGCUUAUUGAAUUAAUUCAAUGAACAAGUUUAAAAUUAAUUAUUACCGUAACUGACAUUCUACCACUGCAAAUGGAUUGAAUGUAAAUAUAAUUUCCAUCAGGAUAUUGGUAAGUGCUACAUUCGAGGAACAAAUCUUCACUUCACAAAAUGACAAUUUUAAAGUAAGAAUACACAGCUAUGUAGUGUAGGGAUAUUAGAAUCACAACACCAUACUUGGGUUACUUAAGGGAUUCAGGUUUGGUAGAACAAUCCAACAAAUUGCUCCAUAGUUGAAUGCUAAGGCCACAGAAAAUAACUAAGGAGCUGUUCUGAGUAAUCUCAAAUGUAUAUUGUUAUUCCGCUGUUUAUUUAUUUAUUUCGGAACUGAAGUUUGUUCAAAUGCUGACACAGAAAGAAAAACGUAACCAAAGAUUUUUAAUUUAAUGCUGAAAUUUCAGGUUGCAAGCAUGGGGGUCAUACAAAUGAGUGAAACUAUAUAAGGGUUGCAACUUCAGAAUGAAUAUAAGAAUGUUAGGAUACAGUACUAACCCCUCAAGCCAUCCCAUUAGAUCGUGGUUUAGAUAUAAGUAAACUGUCUCUACCCCAUAUACCUUGAUUCCUUUGUUGAACAAGACUUGAUAGUACAUCUGUCUUGAAAGACUUAAUUGUUUCAGCAGCUGCAGCUUUUUACUUUUGUUUAUUUUAAGUAAACAUUCAAAUUUUUACUAUCACUUGCGUUUGUGGAAAGAAAGUCCUUCCUAACUUUGCUCCUAAAUGGCCAGUUUCCAAUUAAGAUGUGACCUUUGUAAUAUUAUCGUAUAAUGAAAUAGCAUAGAAUCAGAAACUGUCGAAUUUGUUUAACUCUUUAAAUACCUCAAUCAGAUUACUUAUCAAAUUUAGGCUCGACAAUAUAAGUCAGGAAGGCUCUUAUGGUGUAGUGGUAAUGUCUGCCUCCCUGGGUAGGAAGGUAUGGGUUUAACUCUCUCUUGUCCCAAAGGUGUGAUUAUAACAUGUCCAAACUGUUUAAUUAAAACAACUAUCCUUUGAGGUGCAGUGCACAACAUUAAUGCAGCACUCCAAAUGGACUCUGACCAAGGCAAUAACAAAACUUAGUUUACUUUAUUUGUAUUCCAGCUGACUUGAGAUAAAGGUCAGUACUCUCCUUGCGUGUUUGUUUGCUUUUUAUACCUGUUACUUAUCUAAAAUUUAAUUGCUGACCAUGUUCAAAAAAAAUACUGAGUUUGUUUGCUUUUGGAGUGAAUGACGUUACCCUCGCCCAUACCAAUUUUGGUUAAGUCAGCAAAACAACAAUUUCCUUUUUCUUCUUUGUACCUUUCGUACUGUUGGCCCGAUAUACUGCCCCUCGUUGGCACUCAUCUGCAAAUUUGAAACUGCGGUCCUUCACCCAAGGUAUACAAAAUGCAGUAAAAUGUUGAGGCCACAGAAUAUAUCCAUUGAAACAUCACUCAACACACUUGUACGUAAACUCUAACUGUCGCAAUCUUGGGUCAGUAUUUUGUUGGAGAUGCCCAGUCUCUGUUGCUGGCAAAGCCUGUUUAAGGAAAUGCCUACUGAAUUAAGUAGGUACUAACCGCUUAGGCACUUAACUGGACAAAUGUGGCAGCUCAGUUGAAAAGUAGCACCAUUGGGAGGAUCCGAGAUAACAAAGUGUGGAGCUGGAUGAACACAGCAGGCCAAGCAGCAUCUUAGGAGCACAAAAGCUGACGUUUCGAACCUAGACCCUUCAUCUGAAAAAGGCUUCAUCAGCUCAACACCUUGUUAUCUCCAAUUCUCUGGCAUCUGCAGCUCCCGUUAUCUCUGGCCAUUGGGAGAAUGGUCGUUGCUGCUAGUCUAACACUCUGAGGCUUAGUAUUGUUGCUGGAUUCCAGUUCAGGUUUGGUGAUCAGGGAGGUGGUUUGAGGGAGAUAUCAAUGUCACAAAUUACGCCAUAACCUUGAGACAGGCUUUAAUUUAAAAAAAGAAGCUGUUGUUUUCACAACUGUUCCUCCGAGGGGUGUUUCAUUGUUCAGGCACAAGAACAAAAACUGAUCCAGUAAUUUAAUAAUUUCAGUAUAAAGCCAAGUACAAUGUUUGCAGACUCUUUUUAUUUUAAAAGUCUACAUUAUUGGAGCACUGCAAGUGACUGUCUUUUUAAAAAAGAAGUAAUCUUGACAAUUUUGGGUACAAGAGAGUUUGUUAUUACAGCCAUGAACGAACAGUUUACUGAAUUUAUACACUUUUUAAAAACUGAACUGUGAGCAGUGUUUUGUUUUGACUUCAUUGAUAUACGUGAUCAGUACAUCUAAUUGGAAAUACUAGUAUGAUCACCAUAGUGAUGAAUCAUACUUGUUGUUCAAACUGCCAAGUGACCAGCUGUUUGUUCUUGAAAUGCUUAAUGUGUAUAAAUACAUUAUUUGUGUGAUUUGAUUUCUUUCACAAUACAGUCAUUAUUUUCUA